UAUCAUUAUUGACAACAAAUCUAUAUUUCAUAAUGUAAAACUACCAUCACAAGCAAUGACAAUCAAAAGAUCAUAAAACAACAUUAUUAUUGCACCUUUUUCUUUGUGUAUUUUUGCUACCCCCUCCUUUAUAUAACCUCCCAUAAUCACUCCUCAUGCAAAAAAACCUCUUACUCCCACUUUCUCUCAACCCUUUCAUCUUUCAACACUUUCACCUUAUUAUUAUUAUCACAAAUGUCUCAAAUCGACAUAAAAUCACCAAAACAUUGCGCAAAAAAAGGUUUCAACUUCAACUUCCUUAACAAAAAACUCUUCAAAAUCCUCUCUACACUAGUAUUCUCCAUCCUUUCAUUCAUACUUCUCAUUUGGUUCAUCCUCCACCCUGCAAAACCUCAGUUCAUCAUCCAAGAAAUCGACGUCUACCAGCUUAACUUCUCAUCCCCUCACAUCCUAAACUCCUCCAUCGAGAUCACCUUAGAAGCUCGAAACCCUAACAAAAGAGUUGGAAUUUACUACGACGAGCUACAAGCUUAUGCUUCUUACAAAGGGCAACAAAUAACUCUACAUACACCAAUCCCUCCUUAUUACCAAGGACAACAAGAUAGUAACUUGAUAUCGGCUUCACUCGUUGGUAACGGCCUCCCCGUGUCCCCUUCACUUGGCUAUGAAGUAGGCCGUGAUCAUGCUUUAGGGAAGAUGAUACUAGUGUUCAAGUUUGAUGGAAGGAUUCGAUGGAAGGUUGCGAGUUGGGUUUCAGGAAGUUAUCGUAUAAAUGUUAAUUGUGUGACUAUUUUACCUCUUACACCGCUUAAUCCUACAGGUUUUUUGAGUUCUAAGCAGGGGACUCAAUGUUCUACUGACAUAUAGAAUUGUAGAUCCGAUUCAGUAUAUUUAUACCAUUAGCUAAGAAUCUUAGUUAUGAGAUUCAAGUAUAAAAUCAAAGUAUCUUCUUAGUUUGUUUUUAUUCUUAUUCCUUUUCUUUAUUUUUGUGUAGUGAAUAUGAUAAUGACUGAUAUAGAUAGAACUAGAUGUAAGCCCGUGCGAUUAUAUAUAUUAGAUUAGCAAAAUGAACAGAAAGAUUAAAUAUAGAUUAUAGGAAUUUAGUAUUAGUAGAUUACUUAAAGUUAUCUUCUUUUCCUUAUUACUUUACUUAUCGAAUAAUAUUAUACUUCUUCCGUUUUCUAGUAAUUGCUAUAAUUUUCAGAUUUAAAAGUUUCAUAUUAAUAGUUAUGUUUCUUUUGUUUAUAAAUUUUGUAUGUAUUACUCUCUUAUUCUUUAAUAUGUUUGUCUUCUCGAUAUGUAGCAACUAAUAGAAAACGAAGGUUAUAAAAGAGGAUCAAUCAAUCGAAGGAUGAGAAGAUACUGUCUCCUGAUAUGAUUUUGAUUGAUUAAAUUCAAGCAAAGAGAAAAGAAGGGAUAAAAACAGGUCACAAAAUGAGAUUCCAAAGAGAAGAAAAGUGCAAAAAUACAAAAGACCAAGAAAUAGUGAAAUCUUUGCUACUAAGGAAUCUUUGUAAGCACAGCACCUAGUGUACUCACCCUAUCAGAGUCUCAGUCUCUCAUGCAGAGCAACUAGCUACUGGGCCCCUGUGUCUCUAGAGAUAAAUCAGGGUGAAAUCGGCACUCAGGUCAAGUUAAGCUCGGGGUAGGUAGCUAUGUUAAAUCUUCGCCUACGUAACUCUGACUCUUCAUUUCAACCAAUUAAAGUUUGAGAUUAUGAAUAUAAUAUUAUACAAUAAUGAAAGGAUAAUUCGAGUA
Chenopodium quinoa (quinoa) is the source of this 1758-nucleotide messenger RNA. Its product is annotated as NDR1/HIN1-like protein 1. Lineage: Eukaryota; Viridiplantae; Streptophyta; Magnoliopsida; Caryophyllales; Amaranthaceae. Bases 235 to 867 code for a protein of 210 amino acids. The record is from RefSeq and is a predicted model, not a curated record. Gene Ontology annotation, biological process: defense response to other organism. The transcript has a single exon.